CACUGACCAUUAGGAACAUCAGAACGAAUCACUCCGGAGUUUAUAAAGUGGAAAUGAAGAGCCCGAGCGGCUCCUCGAACAGGAGGUUCAAUGUGACUGUAAUAGGUGUGUUUGAUCCGGACGCAGAGAAAAUAAAGCCUGUAUCAGCAAAGGAGGGAGAAUCCAUCACUCUAAACACUAACUUUAAAGUACAGAAAGACUAUCUGAUCGUGUGGAAUUUUGGACGGGCCGCCAAAGACUGCGUAGAUAAUCCGCUUCAUCACGUCCCGUGUCAAAGGGAUGUGACCGCCAUCGCUAAAAUCGAUGGAGAAACCGGUGAGGUCGCAUUAGAUCCCGGUGACGGCGAGAUGUUUAGCAACAGACUGAAAAUGGACAAAGUGACCGGAUCGCUGACCAUCACAGACAUCAGACCCAAACACGCGGGGUUUUAUAUGCUACAGAUCAGUAAUAACACCGGGACCAAAUACAGGAGAUUCAACGUCACCGUUAGUGAAAUUACGGAAUCCCACUCACAUGUAGCUUGGAUGCCAAUCGCUAUAGUGCUUUUGUUGAUAUUGACGGUUUGGUGUUCGGCUGUGGGCUUUAAAAACUGGCGCAACAGGAACUUUUUGUUGUGGAAACUGAGGUCGUAUAGCUGCUGUCAGUCUACAGGGGCGCAGGAACCGGAAUUAAUACCAAAAUCGGUGAUAGAGGGAGAACCUGUGACUCUCGACACGGAUCGAACUCUACUGCAGAGAGAUGAUGUGACCGAGUGGAAGUUUGGAGGCAAAGUCAUCGCGAAAAUCAGCAGAGCAGCCGGUAAGAUCUGUCAGAAGACUUAUGAUGGUGCGGAUGAGAAGUUCAGAAACAGACUGGAGCUGGACUGUAAGACUGGAUCUCUGACUAUCACAAACACCAGAACCACAGACUCUGGAGAUUAUCAACUACAGAUCGCCACCAGUGGAAGAGUGGAAAUAUACCGAAAAUUCAACGUUUCUGUCAGAGAUUCCAGUCGGAAUAUGCCUAACGAGUCAGCUGAGUCUCCUUUGAUGAGUAAAGAGGGAUGCAGCAGCUCCAAUAUAGAGUUGGUAUAAUGCUAUUAACACUGAUGAGAAAUGUGUCAUAUAUGGUGUUAUUUGCCUAUACAAUGUUUCACACUUAUUAUGAAUGACCAAGAACUUGGUAACUGUACUGUAUACAUUUUAUGUGCAUCACAACAGUGUUUUUUUCUGGCUGAUGUGCUUAUUCCUGAAAAUAUUCACUAUAUAAAGUGCAGCUAAUGUAUGUGAAUGUUGUUUUUGUACAUAUCCUUGAGCCUGUGAUGUGUUCACAGACAUGCCUCUGCUCAAAUAAUGUUUUAUUUAUGUCUAGCACUGUCAUUUUUAAAAUGAUAUACCUUUUUCUGUGAGCGUGUAAAUGCCUCAAUUGUAUCUAGAAUGCACUUUGUAUGACCAAAUAAUAAUAGAAGACACUACAGCUUUCGCAUUGCUAUUACGAAACACUGGGGAUACAGCAUUGAUGCUUUAUUUUCGGAACAUUUGCUGAUACAUUUUUCGACAGCACUUAACCAACUGAUACUAGCACUUUUCCUUUUCUUGUCUUUUCAUUUAAAUAAUAAUAAAAUAAAAAAAAC
Molecule: messenger RNA, 1612 nt
Organism: Carassius auratus (goldfish)
Lineage: Eukaryota; Metazoa; Chordata; Actinopteri; Cypriniformes; Cyprinidae
Exons: 6
Coding region: 54-1073 (339 amino acids)
Source: RefSeq, a predicted model, not a curated record